Molecule: messenger RNA, 1868 nt
Organism: Musa acuminata subsp. malaccensis (wild Malaysian banana)
Lineage: Eukaryota; Viridiplantae; Streptophyta; Magnoliopsida; Zingiberales; Musaceae
Product: methylcrotonoyl-CoA carboxylase beta chain, mitochondrial
Biological process (GO): L-leucine catabolic process
Cellular component (GO): mitochondrion; methylcrotonoyl-CoA carboxylase complex
Molecular function (GO): methylcrotonoyl-CoA carboxylase activity
Source: RefSeq, a predicted model, not a curated record
CCUCCCUUGCCGCUUAUCCUGUUGGAGUUCCAUUUUCUUGUGACGAGGGGAGAAAUGCUGAGGGUUCUUGCGAGGCGAUCGUGGAGGCAACUCCAACGGCGCCACCACCAGGCGGCGAUGCCCUUCUGCUCCGCCGUCCUUCCCGACGGCAUCGACCGGAGCUCCGACGCUUUUGCCUGUAAUUCCGCCGCCGUACAGGACGUUAUCUCGCAACUCCAAUCCAACAUCCGCCAGGUUCUUGGCGGCGGAGGCCCCCGAGCCGUGGAGAGGAACAGGAGCCGCAACAAGCUUCUUCCCAGGGAGCGGAUCGACCGGAUGAUCGAUCCUGGGUCGUCGUUUCUUGAGCUAUCUCAGCUUGCAGGUUUUGACCUGUACGAAGAGUCAUUACCAUCUGGGGGAAUCAUUACUGGAAUAGGACCUGUACAUGGGCGGCUGUGCAUGUUUGUGGCCAAUGACCCCACUGUCAAGGGUGGGACAUAUUACCCAAUCACUGUAAAGAAGCAUCUUAGGGCACAAGAAAUUGCAGCCGAAUGCAAGUUGCCAUGCAUAUACCUUGUUGACAGUGGAGGUGCUAACCUUCCAAGGCAAGCUGAUGUUUUUCCUGACCGAGACAAUUUUGGUAGGAUAUUCUAUAACCAAGCAAAAAUGUCAGCUGAGGGUAUACCCCAGAUUGCUCUGGUUUUAGGUUCUUGUACAGCUGGUGGAGCUUAUAUACCUGCAAUGGCUGAUGAAAGUGUGAUUGUGAAAGGCAAUGGAACAAUAUUUUUAGCUGGCCCUCCCCUUGUUAAGGCUGCUACAGGGGAAGAGGUAUCUGCUGAGGAUUUGGGAGGUGCCUCCAUGCACUGUAAGAUAUCAGGAGUAUCUGAUCAUUUUGCAACAGAUGAGAUUCAUGGCCUGACAAUUGGGAGAAAUAUUGUUAAGAACUUAUAUAUGGCUGGGAGAGGGGAAAAUAGUCCACCAAGUAAUUCUUCUUCUUAUGAGGAUCCAUUAUAUGAUGAGAAGGAACUUACAUCGAUUGCACGUGUCGAUCAGAAGCAGCCUUUUGAUAUUCGAUCCAUUAUUGCUCGUAUUGUAGAUGGCAGUGAAUUUGAUGAAUUCAAGAAGUACUAUGGCACGACACUUGUGACAGGUUUUGCAAGGAUCUAUGGGCAGUCAGUUGGGAUAAUUGGAAAUAACGGCAUAUUGUUUACUGAAUCUGCUUUGAAAGGAUCUCACUUUAUCGAGUUGUGUGCACAACGUAAUAUUCCUUUGAUAUUUCUUCAGAAUAUCACUGGAUUUAUGGUUGGGUCUAAGUCUGAGGCAAGUGGUAUUGCUAAAGCUGGAGCGAAAAUGGUCAUGGCAGUUUCCUGUUCAAAGGUUCCUAAAAUAACAAUAAUUGUUGGUGGUAGUUUUGGUGCUGGGAAUUAUGGAAUGUGUGGACGUGCGUACAGUCCUAAUUUCUUGUUUAUGUGGCCUACUGCCAAGAUAUCUGUGAUGGGUGGCAAUCAGGCUGCCGGUGUCCUCGCCCAAAUUGAGAGGAGCAACAAGAAACGACAAGGAAUUGAGUGGAGCAAGGAGGAAGAGGAUAAAUUUAAAAGCAAGGUUGUGGAAGGCUACGACAGAGAAGCAAGCCCUUAUUUCUCUACUGCAAGGCUUUGGGAUGAUGGCAUCAUACACCCAUCUGACACCAGAAAGGUCAUCGGCCUCUGUCUCUCUGCCUCCAUUAAGCCCCAUCCCGAGGACACCAAAUACGGUGUCUUUAGAAUGUGAUCAGACAAUAUAACUGACCAAUGCACACCACCAUUACCAUCUAUCUGAUGUUCAUUGUUAUGUAUGCAGCAAAAAGAACAUAUAAAUAAAUUCCUCCCAGACUUGUUUAUGAUUGGAAA